This is a messenger RNA of Rhopalosiphum padi (bird cherry-oat aphid), 864 nucleotides long. RefSeq lists its product as uncharacterized. NCBI's taxonomy places the organism in Eukaryota, Metazoa, Arthropoda, Insecta, Hemiptera, Aphididae. The transcript has a single exon. Bases 1 to 582 code for a protein of 193 amino acids. The record is from RefSeq and is a predicted model, not a curated record.
AUGCAUUGGCGUCAUGUCCAAGAAUUGGGCCUACAGACAACUUAUCGAAAUGAUCCAGAGUUUUCAUUACGAAUUCGAAUGCUACCAGCAUUAGCUUUUAUUCCAGAAGUAGAUGUAAUAAAAUGUUAUAAUGCAUUACUAGUUACAAAUUAUUACACAGAUAAUGAAGAUCUACUGGCACCGCUGUUGGAUUAUUUCGAAAAUACAUGGGUAGGAAAAUUAGACAGGAGAGGAAAAAGAAAGCCGCCAAAGUAUGCAAUCACAUUAUGGAACUGUUUUUCGAGAGUAAUUCAAGAUUUGGCUACCACAAAUAAUGCUAUAGAAGGGUGGCACAAUUGUUUCACAUCACUUAUAAAUAGUAUACAUCCUUCAAUUUGGCGAUUUAUAGAUGCAUUAAAAAAAGAAGAGAGCAUUAACAGAUUCAAAAUCGAACAAUAUGUUGGGGGCAACGAGCCACCCAAAAAAAAAAUUUACCGAGAUAGAGCAGCUAAAAUAAAAAAAAUUUGUACCACUUAUAACAAUAAUACAAAUAUUGAAGACUAUCUUCGUGGCAUUGCAUACAAUUUUCAAUUGCAAAUUUAAUAUUUAGUGUUUUUCAUUAUUAUGUACCUACCUUGAUGAUUUAUAAUACUAUAUAUAUAUACUGAACAAUAUUUUUUAAACAUUUUUAAUCUAAGACGAAAAAUAUAUUUUUAACCAUACAUGUAACCAGAAUUGUGCCAAAUUUAUUAAAAUUAAAUAUAUAUUCAAAAUAUUUUUAUAUUACUGAAAAUGUUAUUUUUCGAUCAAUUGAUGUACGGUAAAUUGCAAUUGCGAUCAAUUGGCUUGCGAUCAAUAAUUUGCGGUAAAUUGUCGUGCGGUAAA